This is a messenger RNA of Lachancea dasiensis, 1152 nucleotides long. The record is from the annotation of a GenBank genome assembly. Lineage: Eukaryota; Fungi; Ascomycota; Saccharomycetes; Saccharomycetales; Saccharomycetaceae.
AUGAGUGAGCCUCAGUUCUUAUACAACCAGCCCGUGGUGCUUGAUAAUGGAUCUGGAAUAGUAAAAGCAGGGUUUAGUGGUGAGGAUAAGCCAAAAUGUUUUGAGUACGCAAUGGUUGGCAAACCAAAAUACAGCAAGAUAAUGGCAGGGGGGCUCGCUGGUGACACACAUUUGAUAGGGAAUGAAGCUCAGAGACUGAGAGGGCUUCUGAAACUUGACUAUCCCCUAGAGCACGGUAUCGUCAAAAAUUGGGAGGGGCUUGAGUUAUUGUGGUCAUACGUCUUUCGCGAGAGUUUGAACCUGAACGGCAUCGAAGAUCAUCCCGUUUUGGUCACAGAGGCACCCCUCAAUCCCGCGGUAAAUAGAGAACAUAUGUGUGAACUGUUAUUUGAGUCCUUUAAUGUUCCAGCGGUUUACGUCUCAAUUCAGGCAGUGUUAGCCCUUUAUGCUAGUGGCAGGACAACAGGUUGCGUGGUCGAUUGUGGGGAUGGGGUAUGUCACAGUGUUCCUGUGUAUGAUGGAUUCACGCUCCCUUCAGCGGUACGACGAAUUGAUGUUGCGGGUAGAGAUGUUACAGAAUUUUUACAAUUAUUGCUUCGCAAGUCCACAGGUGUUACACUUCUUUCGAGCUCUGAGCGAGAGAUUGUACGAAUAAUAAAAGAAAAGUCAUGCUAUGUGGCUCCAGAUAUAUCUACCGAGGAACAGAGAUAUGCUGGGGUUGAUAACGAGGAAUUACAAACCAAAUUCAAAUUACCAGACGGAAAAGUACUCACUAUGGGGCCCGAGAAGUUCCGCGCUGCUGAAAUCCUCUUUCAGCCUCAACUCAUAGGUUCGGAGUCUGAUGGGGUGUCUGAAAUGUGCUAUCAAAGUAUCCUUAAGGUGGAUCUAGAUUUGAGACCGUCUUUGUACUCAAAUAUCAUAUUUAGCGGAGGCUCAACAAUGUUUGCCGGAUUUGGAGACCGCUUUUUGAAUGAACUACGAACACAAUGUGAGCCUAACACUAAGAUCAAAAUAUUCGCUCCACCGGAACGGAAAUAUAGUACGUGGAUAGGUGGGUCCAUUCUUGCGGGAUUGUCUACUUUUGAAAGGCUUUGGGUAACUAAAUCUGAAUGGCAAGAAAACCCGCAAUGCGUGCAUUCACGGUUUAUGUAG